CCCCGCGAACGAUUCGCAUCCCCGACGCCCGCCGCAAGCCUCUGAAAAGCUGCCUGUUUUCGAAAGCUCGUUUAACGCGGAGCGGUCAGUGAAGAACGGACUUUUUCGAGACGUUAUAGGAUUAUACAGUUACUCAAACUCAUAAGACGGCGCACUGGAGCAAGGACGAAGAAACGGAAACGGGAAACAGCAGGACCUGUCGUUCCUUGUGAUCCCCUUAUAGUCAAAGUGCUGCAUAUUGAUCCCGCUAUUUCCGGAGAGAAUUCGCAGUCAAGAUCUCGGCCAGGUUGACGGACCGGUUAUAGCGGGUUGUACUUACUGAUUCUUUGUACGAUACACGAUUGCCGCAUCGUCUGAGACAUUGGACCGAUACUGAAAGGGUAUCUUGUCGUCACAGAAUUCAGACAGUAGAGGAGUCACCCCAAGUGCAAUCUGCUAAGGUAAAUGGAGUAAUCUACGAGAGAGGUUACAUCUGAGCACAGAAAGGACAAAACUCGGAGGAAUACUGUUCCGAGGAAGCAGCAGAUUGCUCGAGUGCUAUUAGCGACGCAGUAGCUGUGAAUUUACGUAGGAGGUUCACUGAAAAAACAUCACCGAGUGGUAGAUAAUCGAAUUUAAAUCACACUUAGGGGCUGGAAAUUCAUUAGUAAAAGAUGAAAAACACGUGAGGCACAAGAUGAAGGAAAGCUGAGAGUAACUAGCUGCUGUAGGUCGGAAAAGAUUCCUUUUCAUAUUUAAAGAGGGUGAAGAAUAACGGAACUGAAAAAGACAUGGUAUAUUAAAGUGCACAAUCUGACAAGGAUGAAAAGCAAAUUGAAAAUUGCAUAAAAUAUCGUCUACGGUUUACAUUGUCCAGGAUAAGUAGAAAACAGGAAAUGAGAGUGUAAUAUUUAUAGCAGAGCAAAGGAUGCCACCGGUAAUCAAUUUUUCUUCCGAAAGAUAGUGGAAUAUCUUUGAAAUUCUUCAUUUCAACAUUUCUCCGAUUUCCAUAUGUAUUAUACUACGAAAAUGGGUUAUAAACGAUUCAAUUCCGUUAUCGGAUUUCGAUUAUCGUGCAUAUUUCAUCUAUAUCUACGUAUGCCGAAAGCCUACCUCUGAUUAAAGGAAAUGUAGUUACGAAAAAGCUUCAUAAUGACGGACAACGAAGACCUGAAAAUGACAAAAUCUAAAAUCCCGCCUCCUCUCAACCUGUCGGAAGCGUUGGAAGACGAGGUGCUGAAUCAAAAGACUGCUAGAAUACUUAAGAACGACCUGCUUCUACACGAAGCUGUGAUAAAGAACGAAACCGACAGCGUUCGAAAGGUGCUCAAAGAAACUGUUGACGUAGAUUCGAGAAACAACUAUGGACGGGCACCAAUUCACUGGGCUGCGUCGAAAGGGAACACAGAGAUCAUUGAGAUGCUGAUACAGGCGAAAUGCGACAUCGAAGCGAGAGACAAGUUUGGUAUGCGGCCAUUGCACAUGGCGGCUUGGCACGGCCACCAGGAAGCAGUAAAAAUGUUAAUCAAUGCCGGCGCGAAUGUAACAGCAGUUAACAAGAAACACUACACCCUGCUGAUGUGCGGCGCACGAGGCAACAGCGUGGGUGUCGUCGAGUACCUCGCCGAGGCUGUCGAAUCGCUGAACGGAGAAGCAACCGACUGCACAGGAGCCACAGCCCUUCAUCAUGCGGCCCUCGCUGGAAAUCCAGCAGUCAUCACAGCCCUGGCCAAUGUUCCGGGUGUCAAGUUGUCCGCGACAGACAAGAAAGGUCAGACGGCGAUGCACUGCGCUUGUGCGGAGGGUCACCUCGAGGCGGUCGAGGUUUUUAUCGGCCUCGGGGCAAACCUGGACGCAAAGGACAACGAGGGCAAUACCCCUCUGCACGUAGCGACCCUUACCAGGCACACGAGUAUCGCCCAACUACUUCUGCGUAUGGGCGCAAGUACGGAGCUUCGGGACGAGUCAGGAAUGACCGCCCUGCACGUCGCGGCGAGUCAGGGAUGCAAGGGAAUUCUCGAGGCCAUUGUUCAGCAGGGUGUUGCGCUUGACAAGCAGUGCAAGAACGGAAAUACUCCCCUGCACAUGGCUUGUGAGAACAACGAAGUUGACACGGUCGAAAUACUAAUCAACAAAGGAGCAGACUUGAACUGCCUCAACUCUAGACUGCAGUCGCCGAUUCACAUUGCCGCGGAAAUGGGACACACCGAUAUCUGCAAACUGUUAUUAGCAGCUGGAGCUAAUAUCGAACAACGCGAACAGGGAGGUAAAACGCCCCUAUACAUCGCGGCACGAGGCAGUUUUACAGCGAUCGUGGACAUGAUAAUUAGAACUGCUAGAUUAGAUUAUCCGACCCCGGAGGAUUCCAAUUCCGACAAGGAAGUUCGCGAGUUAACCCCGGCGAGAAGACGCUGGCGAGAAGAAUCCCGAGGCGGAAGUGUAUCAAGUGCGAGCGCCAAUCUCCCUGAAAGACUCAGGUCCAUUCUGUGGCGAUUAGCGUACAAACAACUCGCGCCGCCUGAUUGGAAGAAGCUCGCGUUGCACUGGGCUUUCACUCACGAACAAAUCAGAGCCAUCGAACAUCAGUACACAGAAUCGAUCGCAGGUCCGUCGAGCUUCAAGGAACACGGCUUUCGGAUGUUGUUGAUAUGGGCGUCAGGUUUGCAUCCUGAAGUAAACCUCGUCAAGGAAUUAUACGAAGCUUUAUCAGCCAUCGAUAAAAAAUCUAUCGCCGAUGCGAUGCGUAAGAGACUGGAUAAGGAAAGCGAGAGCAAGUCUAAAUCGAACAAACGUCGCUGUCACAAGUGUACAAUAACAUGAGCUCGCCUACUUCGGAACAUCGAGGGGUUAAAAUAUUGCCAUUGCGUAGUUACAUCAAGCGUGAUUUUCUGAAAAGAUAAUCGUUGUCAACGAUAAAGCCCCGCUUGAUAAAUUAAUGAAAUGAAAUCAGAUUGAGAGGGAUUAACCCGCUUUCGGCUGUUUUAAAAAUUAUACAUCGCAGCUGGUACUCAGCAUUGAAUGAGGAAAACACGAAGCGAGCUUUGGUCAAAUUUCGUUAUUCGUGCUUUCUCGUUGUGCUCACAAUCGGUAGAAUAAAGUUGGAAGAUAUCGUGUGGCUUCCAAUCCGUGAGACCUCUUCUAAUACAACAUACAGCUGUGUGCAGGUAACCGUGUACUCGUGAGAAAAAUUCAUCUUUCACACAUCAUCUGCUUUAGCGUGUCGAAGACGUCUUUGCCAUUUAGGUCAAGCAAGACAAAUCUUAAUGCAUAGCACUGAUAAAUGAAAUAUUGACGAAACGUUAAAAGAGAGAUAGAUUUUCUGCUCCAAUAAUUAAGUUGCUGAUCCUAAAGAUGCGUGAUUUACAUUUGAUUAUUCAAACCCAUAGAUAGUAAUUAGGAUUUAGGAUAGUAACCAUUAAUCAGAUACCAAAUAGGUGGACAAAGCCAAGCCGUACAAGAUGAACCCAAGACAAUCUCCCUAAAUCAAAGAGUUACCGGACGAAUUGAUAUAAUAUACAUACAUACAUCUAUAUAUAUCUAUAAGCUGUAGUGCAAUGUCUAUAUGUAUAGAAAUAUAUGAGGCUCGUUUGCAACGAGUGCCUUUCCAUUAAUUUUUUGCAUAAGCUUUUGUAACGUCCAAAUCAGUCUGUGUACCUUCCUUCGUCAAGCACACCGUAUCCGGCCAUCUCUAUAAUCAUCAAUAUUAUACAUUAUAUACAUAUAUGUAUAUGUCAAGUGCAUAGAUAAGCCAAUGAUUAAUAUAAUAUAAAUUCUAAUGAACUUCGCGAGUAAUCUGAAGUAUAGAAAUCUAUCCAAGUCUACCGUACAAAAUAUACAUUAUACAAUGACAAUGAAUUUAUACAUAUUAUAUAUGAUAUACUAUACUUUCGCGAUCACUCUAUAUAAUAGCUCAGUAAACUAUAUCGAUUUAUAAAUGUACAUAUCUUUUAUUGAUGUAAAAAUAAAUUCUCAUCAUUUUAUCG
Neodiprion fabricii is the source of this 3962-nucleotide messenger RNA. Its product is annotated as ankyrin repeat and death domain-containing protein 1A-like. Gene Ontology annotation, biological process: signal transduction; RNA processing. Bases 1132 to 2799 code for a protein of 555 amino acids. The record is from RefSeq and is a predicted model, not a curated record. The transcript has 15 exons. Lineage: Eukaryota; Metazoa; Arthropoda; Insecta; Hymenoptera; Diprionidae. Gene Ontology annotation, molecular function: RNA binding; protein binding; RNA nuclease activity.